Anopheles bellator is the source of this 9788-nucleotide messenger RNA. RefSeq names its product piezo-type mechanosensitive ion channel component (gene Piezo). Lineage: Eukaryota; Metazoa; Arthropoda; Insecta; Diptera; Culicidae. Bases 1 to 9057 code for a protein of 3018 amino acids. The transcript has 31 exons. The record is from RefSeq and is a predicted model, not a curated record.
AUGGCGAACUUCUUCCUGUGCCUUGUAAUCCAGCGAUUGGUUCUACCGCUCAUUCUGGCAACAUGUUUGCUGAUGAGACCGGUAGGACUAGCACUUCCGUACUUGAUCUUCCUGCUUGCGAUACCGUAUGUGCCUGUGGCGAACAAAAAAACGAUUCAGGGACCAACCGGGCUCUUCUUGCGGCUGCUGAUUCUGUUCGUCGUCCUGAUACUGGUGUCCGUGAUCACCUUCCAGCUGGUGCUGAUCGGAUUUCCAGAAACGUCGUUCGAGGGCUGCCAGCUGGGUGAAAUCGUGCUGCGGCACAUCGGGCUGGUGUCCUUCAACGGGCUCGAUCCAUGGAUGGUGGUGUACUGGAUGGCACCGGAAGUAAUUCUCGCCAUCAGUACGAUCACCAUCCUCGUCGUGCUCCGGAAGCUAACCGGUGCGUCCGCCAGUCGUCAGCCAGCCAACGCUACGCCGGAUGCGACAGAACAGGGCACGAACAGCUCGCUACACGAAUCGGUGGUCACGGCAGAAGAUGAAUCGCCGGGAUCGGUGGUCAGCCCGGAACGGUUGCCGUUCUUCACGAAGCUCGGUGUGCUGCUGUCGAUGUGCAUGCUGUGCGUCACCGGAGUCCUGCAACCGUCCGCCCCGAGCGGGGUCUACUUCCUCGUGUUCCUAGGGGCCGCCUCCUGGUGGGCGUGCUACAAACAGUUAGAUAGGGCAUUCGGAAUAGUUUUAAAAGUAACACUAGCGUUUCUAGUCACGCAUAUCGUGAUAUUUCUGACGUACCAGAACCCUUGGCCGCAGGAGUUUCUGCCGUACAAUGGGACGGUGGCCCGCGUGCUCGCCCUGAAGCCCAUCCUUAGCUCGUCGUGUGACCUGGCGAACGGAACCGACAUCCGGGACGUGCACUUCAACUCCAGUCUCGACACCGACGUUUACCUCAAUCCCAUUUUUCUGUUCUUAUGUUACUACUGCGUAACGAUGACGUCGUCGCUGUUACUGCGAACAAGAAGUGACACCGAGAAGGAGAAAAAGCGGCAGGAUCUGUCGAGCCAGCUCGAAAACGGCAUUCGGCUGCAAAAUCAAAUCUCCUUCCGUAUGCAGCGCAAGAACAUCUUGCGCAAAACGCUCACAAGCGAUCGGUGGCGUGGCGCUGCGCGGAAGGUUAAACUGAUGCGCCGUGGAACGCACCGAAUACGGGAUGCGUCGGCCGCGGACGGCAAAGGAACUGCUCAAACCGAUCAAAUAGCAUUAGACACGUUAGCCGCGAAUGUAAAUAUUUCAGAAGAGGAAGAACCGUCCAGCAUCUUCGAGCAAGCGUUGCUGGCCGUACGGAAUGUGGCCUCGUACAUAUACAUGAAUAGUUACAUCUUUACGAACGUCAUCAUGAUGGUUUGGAGCAUCAUGUACCACAGCUGGUUAACGUUCGUGCUCCUAAUUUGGGCCAACCUGAUCUGGAUUCUUCCGAACCAUCGGAAAAAUAUGCUAAACUCCAGCCCGGUCCUGGUGAUCUACGCGGAGCUCCUUCUGUUGGCACAAUUCUUGUACGGUAUGAACCUAACGGAGGCCGAACUACCGACCGUGAUCGAUGGAUCGGGCAUUAGUUUGGAGCAGCUUGGCUUUGUGCGGCGUCUCGAGUAUCCGUGUGUGCCGUUGCUCGUGAAGUCGCUCUUCACCACCAUGUUUUGGAUCUCGUUGCGUCAGCAAAUCCAGGAGAAGCACACCGAGCGGCGCGAAUCCAUGAUAGCGAACAUGGCGGCACCACUGCAGGUUCCGGUUGGGGCCGCCACGACGGCAGCCACCGGACCAUCGUCGGCCGCUGAUCGGGCUCAGGAGAAAAAGUCAUCUGCCGUGGUGACUCGGAUAGCGAAGUUUUUUAAAUCAUUCAUGAUCAAGUUCUGGAUCUGGGUGGUUGCCUUCACGCUCUUCCUAUCCGCCAUCAUUGGCAACCGGAUGACCGUCUUCCGGAUCGUUUACAUGGUACUGUUUCUGAUAUUUGUGCUUACAUUCCAGUUUUCGUUCAAAGUUUGGCGAAAGAUGAUGUACUCGUUCUGGUUGACUGUGAUCGUGUACUCGAUGUCCAUUCUUGUACUGGUUUACGUGCAUCAGUUCGAACAGUUUCCACGGUAUUGGGCGGCCAUUGGGAUAUCGAAGGAAUUACAAGAAGACAUUGGGCUAGAGAUAUUCAAAACGGGCCAACUGUUCCUGCACCUGGUCAACCCGACGUUGGUCGUUAUUAUAACUGUGAUUCAGUUGCAUUACUGUCAUGAUCGAUUUUUGAUCAUCAGUGAAAUUCCGUCCGUUCGUACUGAUACCGAGACAGAGGAGCCCGUUACGGAGGGAAAUGCGUCCGCCUAUGGAACGUUUCCGGGUGCUCCGAACCAACCUCACGACGUCGGGUCCGCUGAAACCGUGGUGAAAGAAGACGAACAACCGAAAUCACCUCCCCUUUCAACGAGGGAAGACGAUGGCUACGAAAAGUUGGAAGACUUUCGUUUCCGCAAACUGUCGCGCCAGGAAAUUACGAGUUUUGCGCGGACCGCAUUCAAAGAGAUGCUCUGGUUGAUCGAACUUACCUGGCUCUUCUUCGAGAUCCACAUGCCAAAGAUCAUGCUGAUCGUGGCGUUCUCGCUGAGCGUGAAUUCGGUCAAUUUUUUGCACUUGCUGUACGUGGUGCUUUCGGUGUUCACCGUGAAAGCGCACACGACCGGAAAGCACACGGUGAUGCACCGUCAGCUGGUGAAAAUUACUCGGAUAAUGUCACUAUUCUCAGCUCUGAUGCUGAUUCUGACCAUGAUCUAUCAGGUGAAGUACAUUAAGGAGGAAAAUUUCCAAAGCGAAUGCCCGAACAUCGACGCAAACGCCACGCAGAUGGAGAUGAACAAUGCGAAGUGGUUCGGAAUGGAAAAAGCAGGGACGGGACAGACGCUUUCCGAUCUGCUGCGACCGUACCUGACGUAUCUCAUCAUUGUGACGGUACACGCCGUGACGGUGCUACGCCAAACGAUACAUCGCAUCCGGUUGGGACAAUCACCCAAAACGCCGGAACUGAUGUUCCCCGAGAUUGUGCGCACGGACGCCGACAAGGACAUUCCGCGGAUGGUCAAGUAUCUGUUCAAUUAUGGGUUCUUCAAGUUUGGUGUUGAAAUAACGCUCGUUGCACUGAUCGUUACCAUCGGCCACCGGAUGGAUGUACUGUCGGUCGUGUACGCCCUCUGGUUGGCGGCAUUAUUCCCGCUGAGCCGUCAAGCUUUGCAACGUGUUUGGCAAGCUCUUUCCUGGUUCAUCGUGGUGAUCAUACCGCUGCAGUACUUGCUGUUCAUUGGACUGCCCCCAUUGGCGUGCGUUGACUAUCCGUGGAUCAUUCCGCAGCUGGAUCAUUUUCGAACGUGGGCUAUGUUGCCGGAAAAUACUGCCGAGUUUCGGGCGGCUGCACCGAAGAUGGUGGCCGAUUUCGUGCUACUGAUUUUGCUGUGUCGCCAGACGGUGGUGUUUCGGUUAGACUCGCUGGCACCGCCCAACUACGGUGGUGGCAGUAACCAGUCGGUGCUGGAAGACUUCCGUAAACUGGACGACGGAGUGUUCCAGAAUCCGACACCCGAUUUCAUAACGAAAACACGCAACUGGCUUGAUGUGCUUAAGCGUGGAUUGUUUCUGGUCUUCUUCUGGUUCACGCUGGCCAUCGUAUUUCUGAGUGGAUCAAGCCGGGUCAAUCUCUUCUCGAUCGGUUACCUGAUCGGAGCGUUCUUCUUCCUGUGGCAGGGAACGGACUUUUAUCUGCACUCCAUCGACUACAUCCUCAAACGCUGGAACAUCCUGAUCUGGUACAAUGUGUUUGUCGUGGCAUCGAAGGCGUUACUGCAACUCUUUGGUUGCCUGUUCCUUGAUCAGAUGAUGAAUAACGCGUGCUGGGUGAUGCAACUGUUCGGCGUGACCUGCCUGUCAUCAUCCCUUCCGCCACCGCCAGCCGGAACGACGGAACCGGGUGAACAACUAUGCAACAUGCCCGACCCGUCCGAUGCUGGAUUGUUUUGGGAUGGAAUGUGCUUUGCCUUCCUCCUGCUGCAACGACGUAUAUUUUCAAGCCACUACUUCUGUCACAUCAUCAACGAAUCGAAAGCGAGCAAAUAUCUGGCCUCAAGAGGCGCGGAACUGAUUGAAGAGCUUCGCAUCAAAGAGAGCACCCUGGAAGCGGAACGGGAGCGGCAAAUCCUGGAGAAAAUCAAAGCCAAAAUGGAUCGCAUUAAAGCGACACAGCAAAGAAUUUUGGAGUCGGUACAAGAUCCUGCCACCCAUGCCAUAGGAUACCAUACGCCAAUCGAGGACGAAAUAGCAGGCAAUUCGAUGUUUAUCGAGGGCGAAGGUCUCUCCGAUAUGCCGUCGGACAACGGAGGUCUAACGGUGGGGCGCGGAUCGUAUCAAACGCAGGUACCAUCGCCCAGUUCAGCUCUGAUGCCAUCGUCGCUGGAUGCGUAUUUGGAUCCACAGCGAAUGUCAUUCGAUUCACCCAACGAUCUGAUGGCCAGAGUUUGCAGCCCAGACGAUACGUUUCCUGUGUUUUCACCGCCUCCAUUCGAAAGGGAUCAGCACGGUGCUCCUGCUACUGCGAACACGUUAAUGCCGCCCAGCAAGACCUCCCUACAGCACCGCCAACACCGGCGACAAUCUAGCCUUAACGCUGUAUCAUGGCCAGCGAACCACGAGCUUACCGUUAGUCCGAAAAUGCAACAUCGAAUCGUCGGUGAAGCCAAUGAAGAAGUGGAUCAACAACCAGCUCAAUCGCCGCGAUCACCUCGUUCACCCCGUUCGGCCACUUUUGCACCAAACCAACCACGCCACCGACGGCUCUCGAGUAUGGGCUCUGGCUCGGGUGUGCCGGAUGAACCGAUCGGGGUUGACGGAGGUGGACGUCGACGAUCAAGCUUCUUGGUUUCACUGUACGUGGACGAUGACACACGGUACGAUGACGCUACGACCACCGCGAACGGUGGCAUCUCCCGAAGACGGUCGCGGACGCGCAGUUUUUGGGGCCCGGUUGGCGAAGCUGGUUUACGCGAUUCGAUUCGCUCCGCUCGUUCUCGCUCUCCCGUUUCCCAUCACGAGUAUACUGUUGACCAUAGGUCGAGUUUGAAGCGCAAAAUAUCGGAACACAGACCAACGGCGAUACGAUCUGGAGAUUACUACAUGUUCGAGGACGUAGAGCAGGAGUUUGAGUUGGAAAUGAUCGAGGCGCGCGAUCGCGACGAUGACGAUCUCGAAGACAAAUCACCGACGGUGCGAAGGCUUAGUCAAAGAUUGACCCUCAGCAAGCUGGCUGCACAGUUGAAGCGGAAGAGAAUGCAAGAGUUGCAUGCCAUUUCACGCGGCAAAGCGGAUGAUAACGACGGCACGGCCAGAGAUCCGACAUCUAGUGAUGCUCCAGUUGCAGACGCGGAUCCACUCAAGCGGCGCCGUCUUUCGUCACCGGUCGUCUACCGUCGGCCAAGGUCCGAUGCCGGUGACCAGAGCGGCGGUACUGGUACCGCCGAGGCCGAUGAUAACGCCGCGACCGUAGCAGAGCGAUCUGCAAUUUCCGAACCAAUACCACGUCAUACUCAUUCUGGUCCACGGCUACGUAAACCGACCACCACCGAUGAGCCGGAUGACCAGCAGGCCGGUACCAGUAAGGAGCUGCACGCUCAACAUUCCAUCACGGACGAAGAAGCGCGUCUGUUGAGCGACGAGGAAGAGGAAGCUGACGGUGGCAAGCCACCGCCGGUGGAGGAAAAGAAGAGCAAAUUCUCACUGUCCGGGCUGGCGCUUAUCCCGGCCUUCCUGGCCGGUGCGAUCGGUUCGCUGACGCUACGGUUACACCGUGUUUCGCGUAACUAUCGCUACGUGAUGCGCGUACUGACGCGCGAAAAGCAGGACCUCAAGGAAACACCCGGUUUCGGGGUUGGCAUUCGGGAUAAGGACGGUGUGUGGACACACUACGUCUCGAGAUCGGGCAGCAGUCACACAGAGGCCGACUCACAUUCAGGAUCAAGUAGCGGUAGUCUAAUGUCCCGCCACGGUUCCCCCACCGCCAGUAGCCGGCAUGUACACAGUAGUAACGCUAACCAUGAUCACCCGGAACCAGUGUCGAUUCCACCUUCGCCAGCCAUAUCGUCCAUCACACAGCCGGUCAGUGCCACCAGCGGACCCAAACAGACAACGCUGCGCGACGAACAAGACUACACUGUACAGCAGCGCGAUACAGGACUGCAUCAGGUCGGUGGACUGGGUGUAGCGUUAGCGAUGAUCAGCCGUAAAGAUCCGCUGAAGGACGAGCGCAGUAAUAGUUUACUUCCCGAGAUUCUCAUCUCGGCACCGUCAGCCGAGCGGGGCUUGGACGAAGAAGGCAUACCGUACCGCUACUAUUCCAAUGACACACUGGACAGCAAAACCGAUGGAAGCUCAACGGAUGCCAUCAAGCGCACACUGGACGAGGUUAGUUCCGAAGAGGAUUUUACCACUCGGAAGCACUCGCUGAUCGUGGAACUGCUCCAGGCGGCAUGGUACGCCAUAAUGUCGCACACAGAUUUUAUUUGCUACUUCGUAGUGUUCCUCAAUCAGGUUAAUUCGGCCAGUUUGCUCUCGCUGCCACUGCCACUAAUGGUGACGCUAUGGGGUACGCUAACGUUUCCGCGGCCCUCACAAACUUUCUGGACCAAGCUGAUAGCGUACACCCAGACGGUGGUGCUCAUCAAGUGUAUCUGCCAGUUCGAGAUGCUCUGGUGGAACCAGACGCCGAUCCCAUCCAAUCAACCGUUCCACCUGGCGCGCCUGUUCGGCAUCGAGCGAAAAAACGGGUACGCCACGUACGAUCUGAUACUGUUGUUGAUGCUGUUCUGCCAUCGGUUCAUCCUGAAAUCACUCGGACUGUGGAAAUCGGACCCCACGGAGGAGCCCUCUCUCAGGGAAGGCAUGUACCAAGUCGAUCCGAAUGACGAGCGCACCAAAGCGAUGAUGCUGAUGGCGGAAGAGAACGAGAAAACCCGAGACACGUUUGAGGUUCGACAGAAAGACGAGCUUGCGGGAUUGUCGAUGGUAAAAAUUAACGAAACAGCAGGUCCGAUGCCUACGGAUGAUGAGCCACACAGCGAGACCACACAGUUGUGCGUUUCGAUCCAGCCGGAACCAGUCAAGAAGUACUACCCGCAGAUAGUGAAGGAAUCGUUCCGGAACUACACUUCGUCGCUGAAAGCGUUCUUCAGCCAACUGCUGGAUCGACAGUCGCGCAAAACGGCCGACGUGUACGGAUACAUGUUCCUCUGUGAUUUCGUGAACUUUUUCGUCAUUCUGUUUGGAUUCUCUGCAUUUGGGACACAAGAAGGAGACGGCGGCGUACUGUCGUAUUUCGAGGAAAACCGUGUACCGGUGACGUUCCUGCUGAUGCUCAUCAUUCAGUUCUUCUUGAUCGUAGUCGAUCGGGCGCUCUAUCUGCGCAAGAAUAUCAUCGGCAAAAUACUGUUUCAGUUUUUCCUCAUCAUCGGGCUACACGUGUGGAUGUUUUUCGUGCUACCGGCCACAACGGAGCGUAGCUUCAAUGCGACCACACCUCCGAUCCUCUACUACACGAUCAAGUGCUUCUAUCUUCUGUUUUCGGCCUAUCAAAUCCGGUGCGGCUAUCCGGCGCGCAUUUUGGGCAACUUCCUGACAAAAGGCUUUACGAUGGCCAACUUUUCCGGCUUCAAACUGUUCAUGACCGUUCCGUUCUUGUUCGAACUACGCACGCUAAUGGACUGGAUCUGGACCGACACCUCGAUGACGCUGUUCGAUUGGCUCAAGAUGGAGGAUAUCUUCACGAACGUGUACCAGCUGAAGUGUAUGCGCCAGCUGGAGGAAGAUUUGCCAGCUCCGCGGGGCCAAAAGAAGGGUUCGAUGGUGAAGUACCUGAUGGGUGGUGGCAUGAUGUUGGGCAUCAUCUUUCUCAUCUGGUUCCCGCUCGCGCUGUUUGCGUUCAGUAAUGCGGUAGGUGAACCGAACAUACCGUACGAUGUGUCGGUCACGUUGCGCAUAGGACCGUACGAACCAGUGUACAUGAUGAGCGCACAGGAUAACAAUAUUCAUGGGUUAACGGAACAAAAUUGGGGCAACUUUACGGCGCCGUACGGAACGGAACGUACGGCCCUUACCUUCCUUUCCAACUAUGAACCGGCCGACGUAGCAGCCGUCAAACUUGGGGCCAAUUCAACUUCCAUCUGGAACAUAUCACCACCGGAUCGCGAACGGUUGCUGUUCGAUCUGAAGUCGAACGUGACACUCACGUGCCGGUUCCGGUACACGAUCAGCCGGGUGUCACAUUCGAAGGAAAAUCCGGGCAUCGUUUCGGAGGAGCGAGGUUUCGAACUCGGUCCUGGACCAGCCCGCGAUUCACUGGUUAAGAUGCUGACGGGAGACACGGAAGAGGUGGUGGUGCUGCCAAAUUUGAUGCCAAAGUUUUUACGAGUCCAGAACAGUGGCUCAGUGCGACCGAUUCAUCAGUUGAUCAAAAAUGUUAACUCGGACACGGAUGAUGCUAACUACCGCCAUCUGAAACUGCGAUUGCUUCAGACGCAGGUCGAAAACACGAUACCGAUGCAGUGGUGGGAAUCGCGCGAAGACUGCAGCGACACGCUGUACGAGAAGUAUCUGGCGCGGCUACCGUACGCGGAUUGCGCCAACUACCUGGUGAUGUACAUGUUCAACGACAAGAUUUUUCCCAGCACUAUCAGUUCAAUCGCCGCCGGAGGCAUCAUUGGCAUCUACUCCACGAUGAUUCUUGUGUUCUCGCGCAUGCUUCGUACGAGUAUCUUUUCCGGUGCGAGUUCCAAAAUUAUGUUCGAAGAUCUACCGUACGUCGACCGGGUGGUGCAGCUCUGCCUGGACAUCUAUCUGGUGCGCGAGUCAUGCGAGUUCACCCUUGAGGAGGAUCUAUUUGCGAAACUGCUCUUCCUCUACCGCUCACCAGAAACGAUGAUCAAGUGGACGCGACCGAAAAACGAGGAAGGUGGCGACGAUGAAACGGACACGAUGGCUGACGUACCUACGUCUCACCCGAAACAGGAAUAAACGGUUCCGUUCUCCGUAAAUCUUGUUUCUCAUCCAUGGUAAGGGCCAACACAAUCUUUUGAAUGUUGAAAAUGGUGUUUUGAUAAAAAACUCUUUUCCUCUGUGUGGGCAUUUGGUAACUUUUCACACCCUUUUUGUCACACUUGAUAGCAUUCGAUUAGUACCGUGAAAAUGGGAUGUAAAGAAUGCAGGUGAACCUGAGGCAAAGAGAGUGAAGCAGACAAAAACAAGUGUGAAAACGAUUGGCGAAAGACGCAAUUGGUUGUGCAUGUAAAUACAAUAUUCCAGCACAUUUGCGAGAAUGGGUUGAAGGAGACGGAAGGGCCCGAUUGUCCGUCAGAAUUUGUGGACAUAAAAAGUGCAUAUGUUAGAAGAGAAUGCAAUGGGUAACAGCUAGUCGAGUCCCCGUGGCUGGAGAACUUAUAAAUAGUAAUUAUUGUUAAAUUAUUGAUUCCUUCCGGCAUUUUCUCGCAUUAUCCCGUGUAGCUUGUGGUGCUUCCUCUCUUCACACUUUUUCGGUGCACUACUCACAUAAGUGACUUAUUUCUGUAACUCCGCGAAGGGCGUAGUUUGGUAAUUGAAAGUCAGUUUGCCACGGUUUUAUACAAUUGAAUGAAUGAAUGUUCUGCAAUUCUUUUUAUAGUGCGUAAGUCAAUCGAAUCGAAUUCAAACGAAAUUUGUAAGACCAUUUGCAGAAUUGUGUACGAUCGAAGAGAGUAUCGAAAUAUAAU